Molecule: messenger RNA, 1305 nt
Organism: Oreochromis aureus
Lineage: Eukaryota; Metazoa; Chordata; Actinopteri; Cichliformes; Cichlidae
Gene: myoz2b
Product: myozenin 2b
Exons: 6
Coding region: 255-986 (243 amino acids)
Cellular component (GO): actin cytoskeleton; Z disc
Molecular function (GO): actin binding; FATZ binding; telethonin binding
Source: RefSeq, a predicted model, not a curated record
CUUGCCCCAUGGUGUUUGAGAUUGGUUUUGAGUGUUUGGCAGGUUAAAUUUAGCCUAUUGAUGUAAGCUGCAUUCCAGUCACAACAGACCCAGAGACACACUCACAGUUUGGCUUUAGUGUCCAGGAGUGUGAAGAUCAGGGAAGAUCAAACUACCUACUGUAGGUUGACCCCUGAGCCUCCGUGUCUCCUCUUCAAGGAUACAGGACGACCAUCACAGUCCUCCUGAGUUCUUCCCAUCUCGCCAAAGCCACAAUGUCACAAUUCUGUACAAUGCCUGCUGGAGAGAGGAAGAAGUGUGCCACAGCUAUAUGCCGAGAGGUCCAGGGUACCAGCGGUUACGUUAUGGACCUUGGAAAGAAGCUCAGCACUCCUAAAGACAUCAUGUUGGAGGAGUUAUCUCUGCUUUCCAACAGAGGUUCUCGGCUUUUCAAAAUGCGCCAGAGAAGAUCUGACAAAUACACGUUUGAAAGUAUUCAAAACGAAGCAAAUGCGCUGCUCAGUAAUGAUAUUUUGAAUGUGAAUACACACACUGUGGAAAUAAAAGUGGAGCCACCAGCCAAUGGAAAUAUUGCUAAUGCUGAAAAAAAAGAUUCAGUAACGACUACUGAGAAGUUAAAUCCCACAGCUACGCACAAGUCCUAUCACUCCCCAUGGGAGGAGGCCCUGCUCCGUGACCCUUCCCUCGCUGAAACUCUCAAACUAAAAAUGCCGGCUGCAGACCCACGGCCAGAGCUUCCUGAAUACAAAUGCUUCAACCGGGUUGCCACUCCAUUUGGUGGAUUUGAGAAAGUUUCCAGAGGAAUCACAUUUAAACUACCUGAGGUGGACCUGAACCCCCCCAGAUACCCAGAGCUCCAGGACGCGGGGUUGAAGCGACCCACCUUCAACAGGACAGCCCAAGGAUGGAUAUCUGAGGGCACCCAUCUGAUUUUACCCACUAUUACCCUGGAGCCCAUCUCAGUGCCAGAGUCUGAUGACCUGUAGAUGAUUUUAUGCAAAAUGAUGCCAGCUUGGUGCUGCCUGUGACAAGAAAACAGCCAAUUAGUAACACUGAUUUUUUUUUUAAAAGAGAUUUUAAUGGACAGAGAGGGUUUCAUGUGUUUGACACCCUUUUAACUAGAAUGUUUACUGCCUUUAAAGACAUGUGUCAAAGAAAACAAUGUAAAUAGUAAAAGGAAUGUACCCCUACAUGUUCUGGAGUCUCUAGAGAUACUGAAAAUAUAUCUGUAAAUUACAAAGAUUUUGAAAAAUGAAUGAAGUGAUGAAUAUAAAUUGUAAAUAAAAAAAAUAUAUUUAUUGGUGG